CCCUAGCAGCCAUGGUUUGGUAAUACAACCUUAUAUAUAAACAACACUCCAUUUCUUUUCCAUUGCUAAGAGAGGAAGCACAAACAGCCGAUCAGAAAUGUCGAAGCGAGGAAGGGGAGGAUCGGCGGGAAAUAAGUUCAGGAUGUCACUGGGUUUACCAGUGGCAGCCACCGUCAACUGCGCCGACAACACGGGAGCCAAGAAUCUUUACAUAAUUUCCGUCAAGGGAAUCAAAGGUCGUCUCAAUCGGUUGCCGUCUGCUUGCGUUGGGGACAUGGUGAUGGCUACUGUUAAGAAAGGGAAGCCAGAUCUUAGGAAGAAGGUCAUGCCUGCUGUCAUCGUUAGGCAGCGUAAACCCUGGCGCCGAAAGGACGGUGUUUUCAUGUAUUUUGAAGACAAUGCUGGUGUCAUUGUGAACCCCAAGGGAGAAAUGAAAGGAUCUGCUAUUACUGGACCCAUUGGGAAAGAGUGUGCCGACUUGUGGCCUAGAAUUGCUAGCGCUGCCAAUGCCAUCGUCUGAGAGAAGAUAGUUACAUAUAUAAUUGUCUUCCUUGAUUUUGUAUGAGACGUUAGGAUAUAUUAAGAUGUCAUGGGAGUGUUAUUUUGGUUAUGUAUUUUCUUUUCUUCUAUUACAACAGAAUGAAAUGGUUCAGUUCAACUUA
This is a messenger RNA of Mercurialis annua (annual mercury), 662 nucleotides long. Its product is annotated as 60S ribosomal protein L23. Gene Ontology annotation, molecular function: structural constituent of ribosome; large ribosomal subunit rRNA binding. Gene Ontology annotation, cellular component: cytosolic large ribosomal subunit; ribosome. NCBI's taxonomy places the organism in Eukaryota, Viridiplantae, Streptophyta, Magnoliopsida, Malpighiales, Euphorbiaceae. The record is from RefSeq and is a predicted model, not a curated record. Gene Ontology annotation, biological process: translation. The coding region runs from base 98 to 520 and encodes 140 amino acids. The transcript is spliced from 4 exons.